AUGACACGAACUCUUGUUCAUUUCCUAUUGAUCCUUUCAUUCCUAGCACUCAUUAACACAGAUAGAUCUUUCUCACAACAACACCCACAACUUCAAGAACAUUCUCUCCUUCAAAUCAAACAAUCCAUGAUUAAACAAUCUCUCCAUCCGUCCAUUAUUUCAUCAUUAAAUUACUUGACAGUCUUUUCCUUCUCACCAAAGAUGUCAUUAUCCUCACCACUAGAUUUGCAUGGUAAACGAAUUGUGAUUAUUCAUCCAUACUCUCCUGCUGAAAAUGUGUAUAAUCAAGACGAAAGUGAAAUACUUGUUAGUGAUUUGGUCUUGACAGAAACAGUUUUCAAAAGUCAAUUAGAAAUGUACAAUAAGAAUGGUAACCAAUCAAAGAUUAUUCCUGAAAGUGUACAGACUUUUAAUUAUUUAUAUAUUGAUUGUAUUUUUGGAAAUCCAAUUGACUUGUAUGAUGUGUUUGUGAUGAGCAGUGAAGAUUUUCUACGUAGUUUCGUACAAAGUCUUCCAAGGAAAAGGGAAUGGAAUGGAUUGUAUGAGUGGAGUGACUUUUCUUUUCUUUCUGAAUUUCAAGUACCUAUUUCAGUUUCAGUUUAUUAUAAUGAAACUAAUUUAAAUUAA
Messenger RNA from Naegleria gruberi, 627 nucleotides. RefSeq lists its product as uncharacterized. The coding region runs from base 1 to 627 and encodes 208 amino acids. The record is from RefSeq and is a predicted model, not a curated record. Lineage: Eukaryota; Heterolobosea; Eutetramitea; Acrasida; Naegleriidae. The transcript has a single exon.